AUGGCUGCUAGAACAGUUGCUGCGGUUGCCAUGCUGGCUGCGGUGUGUCAGGCCAUGACUAUCACUCCUCAUCUGGACCCCCAAUGUAAAAAUGCCACCUCAUUCACUUGGGGAUUUUCCGAAGAUUCGAGAUGGACAGAUGAAGCAGUGGAGCCGAAGGGUAUCAGCGAGAAGCUGUCCAAUGUCGCCUGGUAUGGUAACGUCGAAUUUCCGGAGGAAGCCGCCGGAGAAGGGAGCGGCGCAUAUGAUGUCUGGUGGCGUGUUCAGGACCUUGACCCUGGAUGCCGCUUCGCGUUGAUCAACCUCUAUACGCAGAAGAAUUACGGCAUGGUUCCUGGGGUAGAAAUGCCCGGAAACCAAAUCCUCAACGUCGGCGCUCCAGGAUGUUUCUACAGUUCUCUUCCGGCCCUGCAAGAUAUCGGUGCUACAUUCUGCUGCGGACAAGGCGAUUGUGGAUCAAUGAACUUGGGCAAUUCUGCCCUCACGAAGCGUGAGGAGGAGCAGGUCCAGCCCCCGACGGAAAAGCGUGAUGCGAGGAGAAAGCACGCCAAGGGCGAGCAGCGCGCUGCUUUGAAGGCUGCGCUUGAGCGCCGCGAAGACGAAGACUGGGAUGGCUCGGGCUGCAAAGCCGUGGAUACUUGGGGACCUUCCAUUGAAGCUGGCAAGCAGACUAUCAUCGGAUCGACCCAGUACUGCGGUAGCAACGACGCGUGCUCAUUCCCCAUCAGCGGUAGUAUCUCGUCCGGAACCACGCUCAGCAGCUCUUCCAGCCAAACCAUAACCAACGGAAUGGACGUCAGCGUUGGUGUUUCUGUCGGUAGCGAUUUCAUCGUCAAGAGUGAAGUGUCCACUACCAUGGGAUACAACUUUGCUGAGUCGAUCGCCACGGAAAACGGAGUGAGCGUGGAUGAAUCCAAGACCUUCACCGUUGGCAACACGCUCACUCAGAAACCGGGUACUCGUGCCUUCCUCACCUUCACUCCCACUUAUAAGUGUUUCGAGGCCAGCCUGGACUGCGGAGGCCCCACAUCCGAACCGCUUUGGCUGUGCAACCCCGAGACAACGGGCGAAGACUCAAUUCAGGGAGACUACAUGGUUGUCUAUACCAACUAG
Aspergillus melleus is the source of this 1113-nucleotide messenger RNA. RefSeq lists its product as uncharacterized. The record is from RefSeq and is a predicted model, not a curated record. Bases 1 to 1113 code for a protein of 370 amino acids. The transcript is spliced from 2 exons. NCBI's taxonomy places the organism in Eukaryota, Fungi, Ascomycota, Eurotiomycetes, Eurotiales, Aspergillaceae.